GUUCCGAUGAUUCUCCUUCUUCAGAUCGAAACGCCAAAACUCAAACUUUGAAAAUUUCAAUUCAUCACAUUGCAAGCCAUCAUCUCCUCCUCCUCCUCUCAGAAAACCCUAAUUUCUUUCUCCCACAGCUUCGCACGCCCCUCAGAACCUUCCCUGUUCUUGCACUCGUUUCAAAGAAAAGCCUCCGAAGCUGCUAAAGCGUCUGGUAUUGAUCUGAUCUAACAUCUCAAGCUGCAAAUUGCGCAAGUAUGAGCUGUGAUAACGAUGAAGAUCACAUAAACUCGUGAUUAACCUUUGAGAUGAGUCGCUCUCCAUCCUUCUCCGUGAAGCCCGAGCUAACCAUCAAACCCGAUCUCGCCUCUUUAUCGCGAUGGGUCCACUCCUUCUGCAUAAUGAGAUUCGAUCUCGAGCAAGGCCAGAUCCUAGAAGAGUCCUACCCGCCUAACCGCCUCUCCCAAGAAGAAGAGAUCGAAGUCUCCUUCAACUCCUUCCCCGACUCCGUCUCCCAGAAACAACACAACCGCUCCAGCAUCCACGACUGCAUCUUCUUCUUCCGCUUCCGUCGAGACAACAACAACAACUACUUGUACGGUUACGUGUUCAACAGGCAGAGACACGACGAGAGGCUGAAACGAGGAGGCGAGCAGAAGUCCGUUGUCAUACUCUCCCACGCGCCUUACUCUAGCGUCUUUCGUCCCUUGCUUCAGAUCAUCGGUCCUUUGUAUUUCGAUGUUGGGAACAAAGCUAUUGAACAUGUAGCUGGCUUCGUCUCUUUAUGGCCUCCUCCUGUUCCCGGGAAGCUCAUGGAGCUUCCCAUUGGUAACGCCACGCUCAAGGUCAACUUGCCUCCUCCUCAUAGCCUUCCUUUGGAGAAUAACGGCGUGUUGUAUGAAGAGUCUGCUUCCUCCAUGGCUCCUUUGCUUCCUACGAACCAGUCUGUUCCUCAAGGGCUUUUCCACGACGCGGAUCUGUUUGGUGUUUACAGAGGGCUGUUGUUGCAGCUUUGGACUCUGUGGGAGUUGUUAUUGAUUGGGGAACCUAUUCUCAUUAUAGCGCCGACGCCGCCGCAGUGUUCUGAGGCAGUUGCUUGUCUUGUGAGUCUUGUUGCGCCGUUGUUUUGUAGCGUUGACUUUAGACCUUAUUUCACUAUACAUGAUCCUGGCUUUGCUAGACUAAACUCGCUCCGGGAAGGAGAUGCUUUCCCUCCUAUGGUUUUGGGUGUUACUAAUCUCUUUUUCCUCAAAGCGCUUCGGAACAUGCCGCAUGUUGUCUCUGUUGGAACUCCUUCUCUGAACUCAAACCGUGUGCCGUUUUCGAGUAGGUCUUCUGCUGGGAGAUUACCCGGUGGUAAGUCUUCUGAAGGGUUAGGUGUUCAGCAGCUUUCCUUGAGAAGAUUCUCUCCUACAAACUUGCUAAAUGCGGUGAAGCUUAGGAGAGAUGGACCGUUGUGUCUUAUGACGGAGCACAAGGAAGCUGUCUGGACGAGUUACGCUGCGAUUACGAAGCCGGAUACUUCGGUUUUGAAUAGGCUUGUUGAUGCUGGGAUGUCUCCGAGAGUUGAGGAGUCUAUGUCUGUUGUGAAUAAUGAGAUUCUGCGGCGGCAUUUCUUGGAGUUGACUACCAACUUCUUGGCUCCUUUUGGUCCGUACUUUCAGGUUAACGCUCCUUCUGAUGGAUCUUCCCCUUAUGUCGCCCCUCCUCCGCUUCCGUCCUUCAGUGCUGAUGAGUUUCUUUCGAACUUAUCCGCGAGAGGUGUGGGGAAGUUUUUGUCUAAACGCAUGAAAUCAAACUGGCCUGACUUGUAUAGGCGGUUUCUACAAGGGCCUAAUUUUGUCCCAUGGUUCCAGAGACGGCGGGCUGUAGCUGAGCAAGAACAACGUAGAUUGUGGAAGGUGGCUAGAAUGAGGACUGAUAUGCGGCUGAUUACAUCUCAGAUGAAUGAAUUGGAAGCUGUGGAUUCCUUUGAUGCCAUUGAGAAGUACAUUAAUGAGGAAGUCAAGUUGAGGGAAUCAGGAGGAGGCAGUGCAGAUUCAGAAGCAAGUUUUGAGAAACUGAAGAAGGAUUUACAGGCGGUGUUCAGUGUACUACCAAGGGACAUGCAAGAACUUUUGCUCUCAAAUCCGCAAAGAGCAUCACUUCUUCAAGAUCCAUCAGAGCUCCAAUGAUUCAUCUUUUUUUUUUUUAUCUCUAGAAGAAUUCUGGUUUCAUUCUCGUAUGUUCGAUUUCAUUCUUUUUAACAAUGUGAAAAGAAAAUUCUUCAUCUUCUCUAAUUGUUUCUUGGUUUCUUUUUCACGUAA
Messenger RNA from Brassica rapa (field mustard), 2297 nucleotides. Its product is annotated as protein DENND6A. Gene Ontology annotation, molecular function: guanyl-nucleotide exchange factor activity. Gene Ontology annotation, cellular component: recycling endosome. Lineage: Eukaryota; Viridiplantae; Streptophyta; Magnoliopsida; Brassicales; Brassicaceae. The record is from RefSeq and is a predicted model, not a curated record.